This is a messenger RNA of Malania oleifera, 4588 nucleotides long. Its product is annotated as phosphatidate phosphatase PAH2. Gene Ontology annotation, molecular function: phosphatidate phosphatase activity. Lineage: Eukaryota; Viridiplantae; Streptophyta; Magnoliopsida; Santalales; Ximeniaceae. Bases 659 to 4111 code for a protein of 1150 amino acids. The record is from RefSeq and is a predicted model, not a curated record. The transcript has 10 exons.
GUUUCCCAGAUGAACACCAAAAUCUCUCUCUGUCUCUCUGCGAAUAGCCGGUAGCCGCGUAUCUCAGACCUGGCUUCCUUCUCUCCGGCUCAUAUUUUCUUACCGAAUUUACUAUUUGUGUUCUCUCUUCUUUCCUCUUUAUUAGUUCGUGGAUGAAUUGAAAUUUGAUAACAUUUCGUGUCUUUUAAUUUCUAGGAAGUUGUUGAAUUAUAGGAUUCGAAUAAUUGAAACCGAAUAUGCUGUUACACCAACCGUUCUCCGCUUUCGUCAUAGGUUUUGGUUGUUUUCGAAAUCCUCUGACACUCUCGUUGGGCUUUCUUCUUCCUUCUUUUAAUCUAGAAUUUGUUGUCUGUGUAUUUGAAUUUGCAUUGCGGGGCAAUUAUAAUCAAAGAGAAUGACGAGAAUUCCCAAUUUUAGGAUUGAUUCUUGGGAGUUUUGAAGUUUAUCUAACCUGGGUAUUAUCGUUUUUAGCUGAAGAAGCCUUCCAAUUUCGCGGGGGUGGUUAAUCGGGUUCCUGAAUGGUGAUGGGGUUUUUGAGAUUUUGCUGAUGUUCGACGAAAUUGGGAAAUUUUCGUGGGGAAAAUCGUUUUUAUUUAUUCAAUGGCGGGGAUUUGAGAUUUUAUGAUCUGGGUUAUCGGAGGAAUUCAAGUAUUGGAGGAUGUACGCCGUGGAGAGGCUGAGCAGCUACAUCUCCCGGGGCGUGUACACCGUCUCUGGUCCAUUUCAUCCCUUCGGAGGAGCUGUGGACAUAAUCGUUGUCGAGCAGGAAGACGGGAGCUUCAAGUCAUCGCCUUGGUAUGUUCGAUUUGGGAAAUUUCAGGGGGUUUUGAAGACGAAGGAGAAGAUUGUGAACAUAAGUGUUAAUGGGGCGGAAGCUGAUUUGCACAUGUAUUUGGAUCAUAAAGGGGAAGCUUACUUUCUCAGGGAGGUGGACGGAGAGGAAGGGGAUUCUGUGUUAUAUCCUUUGUCUUCUGGUAUUGAGACAGAUGAGCAGUCCCAAAACAGGAGGCCGCUGAAGGCCCAAAGUUGCAAUUUCGAUUCGAAUAAGCCGGAACUGGUUAACCAGAUUGAUGUGAACAAUGGGAAGAUUGUGGCCAGGACUGGUUCGCGGCGGUCUCGGCUUUUGGGGCUUGUUUUCGGCCGGAGGUCGAUGAAGGAGGAUCGGUUUCAGGACGGAGAGGGUAGUCCUUCUGGGAUGGUGAGGAUAACCUCAUUGGAGCGUGCUGAAAUUGCAGCUGAUCUCUUGGAGAUGAAGUGGUCUACUGAUCUUGCCACGAAGAAGCCUAAGAAGGACAAUACUUCAAGGCACUCUGCCACGGAUAUUUUGGAUGGUGAGGGGAUUAAUGAUGGAGAAAGUGAGGAGAGCUCAUUUGUGCCAGAGGACAUAGAAAAUCGUUCAGAACAUUCUGUUUCACAUGAUGGCGCUGGUUCCUUGGACAGCAAUGUGGGCAACAGUAGUGAGUUUGGCUUACCGAAAUCUGAGUGUUCCAAUGGAGAUACAACCAAAAUAUCCUCUUUAGAUACCCUGGACCAAGCUGUAGAAAUACCCGCUUUGGGUGAAAGUGAAUUGGAAGAGGGAUGCUGCUUAAUUCCUCAAAUGUCAAAAGAUGACAAAUUUUGUGUAGGGAGUUCCGUCCAUGGUGAGAAAUCAAAAGAUGUGAUAUCUGAGGCCACCAGCACCGAUUCACAUAUUCCAAAUUUGCCUGAGCUAGAGACAUGUCCUGGCAAGCAGUCUGGUGAAGAACAGAUGUUUGACCAAAAGGAUGUUGUUUUACCAGGUCAGGAUGUUUCUGAGGAGGGUGAAACGCAUAGAGUGCGAUCCUUUUUAUACUGUGAGACAUCAGAGAGCUCCACAUUGAGGCUGGAUGGUUCCAGUGACGAAACCCAUGAGACUUUGUUCCUUUCUUGUGCAGGAUGUGGGGAAGUCGAUGUUCAUGCUGAAGCUCUUCAUGUGUCAGAGGUAAGCUCUCCACUAGAGUCUGGUGUGUUACUGACAAAAGAUCCGUUGAACAAUACAGGAGUAAUAGGAGAUAGGGAUGGUUUGAACCUUCUUCAUGACAGGAAAAAUAUUGAAAGCGAGGGAACUUCUAUGAGCACAGUUACAAAUAGUAUUGUGACUGAAUCAGUUUCUUCAAUUGAUGCACACUUGGUAACUUCUAAUGCUGUUGAGAGUGAGGCAUUAGAAGUUGUUCAGCAUGGUUCAGUUACUGAGACACCUGCGGAAAAUAUUAAUUUGAAUGGAGAAGAAGUGGAAGUUUCGGAGAAUAAUUCUGAACAUAAAAAUCCAGCUGAAAACCAUGAGGUUGACCUUGAAGAACCAUCCACGGCUCAAGAAUCACAAAUGGUCAGUAACAGUAAUUGUGUGCUGUCAGAGUCAGUAACUAUUUCACCAUGGCAAGGAUCAGAUGAACAGAAUUUACUUUUUAAUGACCUAAUUAGUUCUAAUCCCAGUGACAACAUCCAUAUUAUGGAGUCAGCUUCUCCCCUGUCGCAGUCAUCAUCAGAUGGGCUUGUUCAAGAUAAUCUUUCAAGUGUUAUUAUUGAAGAGUUUAUUGAGAAGCAGAUGACAAGAUCGAGCUCCAUUACUAUUCCUGGAAUUCGGAAGGUUGCUGGUGAGGAAGUUGGGCGGCUAGUAAAAUCUUUACCCAAUAUUUUGUCUCACACUGACAAUAUGGACACACUUCACCUUCGUCGUUCAUUAAGUGAUUCUCUGGAUUCAAGUUCCAAAAUCUUGAAUUCAGCAUUGCUUGGGAACGAUGUCUCAAACUGUAUAAAAUCAGAUGCAGAUGAAGAAGAACAAUUAGCACCUGAGCGGCAAACUAGUACUAGUGAAGGCACUGAGAUAUCAGUGGAGCUCCAGAAUGUUAUGGCCAGGCAUGGAGUUGAGAUAUCUCUUUGCAAACACUUACUAUAUGAAGGGAUGGGGGCUGAAGCUGCUUCUCAGGCUUUUGAUUCUGAAAAACUGGAUCUGGACAAAUUUGCUUCCCUUGGUCCAGAUGUUAUAAAGAAUGAUAGACUAAUUGUCAGAAUUGGCAGUCACUACUUCCCGUGGUAUGCAGCCGCGUCUAUCAUUUUAAGAAUGGUUUCUUUCGGAAGUGAGCAACUUCUUGAACCAGAAGGUAUAAUAGCAGUUGACCAAGUUGAGAAAACUCAAGAAGCAGAUCCAUCAAAAUCUAUCGUUGUCCACAAUGGAAGCUGGCGAAUUUGGCCUUUUUCUUUAAAAAGGUCAAGAAGUAUGAAACCUUUGCAGCCAACUUUGAAUGGUACUGGAAGUUCUGAUGCUCAAAAUGCUUCGGAGAGCAGAAUUGGGAUGGGUGGAGACAAAAGUGUUAUUAAAACCAUGGUUACUAAGAAGAUAAGGACAAAAACACCAACAUCUGAACAGCUAGCAUUGUUGAACCUGAAGGAAGGGAGAAACACGGUAACCUUCACCUUCUCAACUGCAGUGCUGGGAAAUCAGCAGGUUGAUGCCAGAAUUUAUUUGUGGAAAUGGAACACUCGCAUAGUAAUCUCCGACGUUGAUGGGACAAUUACUAGAUCAGAUGUUCUAGGACAGUUCAUGCCUAUGGUUGGAAUAGAUUGGUCACAGACAGGUGUUGCACAUCUGUUUUCAGCCAUCAAGGAAAAUGGGUAUCAAUUGCUUUUUCUUAGUGCACGUGCAAUUUCUCAAGCCCGUCAUACUAGAAGUUUCCUUUUCAAUCUUAAGCAGGAUGGAAAGGCUUUACCAGAUGGGCCAGUUGUUAUAUCCCCGGAUGGACUUUUUCCUUCUCUCUUUCGAGAAGUAAUUAGAAGAGCUCCUCAUGAAUUCAAGAUCGCUUGCCUAGAGGGUAUCAAGGCAUUGUUUCCUUCUGAUUGCAAUCCAUUCUAUGCGGGUUUUGGUAACAGAGACACUGAUGAGAUUAGCUACCUUAAGGUGGGAAUCCCAAAAGGAAAAAUUUUCAUAAUCAAUCCUAAGGGUCAUGUUGCUGUGAACCGCUGUGUUGACACAAAAUCAUAUACAUCUCUCCAUGAACUUGUGAAUGGGAUGUUUCCACCCAUGUCCUCUUCUGAGCAGGAGGAUUAUAAUUCAUGGAAUUUCUGGAAACUACCUCCUCCUGAUCUUGAUGUCUAAGAUUGUCAAGAAUAAAUUAUUGCUCAACACUCUAGAUUCGGAAACGGAGGGCAUUCACAGCUUCUUUUGAAAGGACUCAGGUAAAUUUUAAUUUUGUCUUUGGUUAGUUUGUAAAUAACAUGGAAUGGAAAUUUUUGGCAGUGCUCUGAAUUCCCCAUCAAAAUCUCCCACAUGCAUGAAUCCACAGAGUGAAUUUUUCUAGUGCAUCCAGAUGACACCAGCAACAUUGGAAUGAUGAUUCUGGUGGUUUCAGUGAACCACUAUUUUGUUUAUUUAGAAAUUUGUCUUUUAACAAUGAACAGACUGGGAAGAACCAAAAUCAUUUCUUCAAGGAAUAGGAUAUGCUUAUUCUGCAUGUAAGCAGAAUGAAUGGUUACUUUCUGGACAUGAGUGGUCUUAAGGAUGUAGUGGAGACCCAAUUGCAUGCAUUCUAGGACAACAUUUCUGAAAUUUUAAGUGAAAGAGAGCUUUAUAGAA